AUGCAAUCCGUGCCGCUGCGGCAGCGGCCGCGGCCGUUCCGCCAAUACCAUAGGAACUCUCAGAAACAUAAGAGCUCCCAUAACCACGAGCAUCCGCAUGGCCACGGACACUCAACCGGCCAUGGACAGUCGCCUGAUGGCAACACCCCGAGUUUCCAGGGCCAGGGCUACGUUCUCGGCCACGUCCACGAUGGCCAUCGCACCGGGCGUGGCCAAGGUCACGCCCUUGAAGAGGACAUAUCUUCUCACCUGGGGCGAAUGGAAAUUUCCAGGGAACCCUCUGUCUCUCUGCCUACUCCCCAAGCUCAACCCCAAGAACAGGAAUGCUUCUUCAGCCGACAGACGGGACCGACGGGUCCAUACGACCGUCAAAGACUACGCGAGUUUCUAGUGGGAGAAUUGGACAGCUGGCUACACUCAGCUUCGGUUUCAAGGGACGGCAGCCCAACCCCCCUAACUCACCAUUUCUUUUGCGACGAGCACAUGCGCCAGGUCUUCGGCGGGAAUUACGCAGCUUUUCAGCCUGAACAAUAUAUGCGUGCUUUGCAGAUGGCUGUGGAGCAUGGCGGCGCUUAA
Messenger RNA from Daldinia vernicosa, 576 nucleotides. RefSeq lists its product as uncharacterized. The transcript has 3 exons. The coding region runs from base 1 to 576 and encodes 191 amino acids. The record is from RefSeq and is a predicted model, not a curated record. NCBI's taxonomy places the organism in Eukaryota, Fungi, Ascomycota, Sordariomycetes, Xylariales, Hypoxylaceae.